AUGCUCGGUUUGACAUUGAAAUUGGGCUUUGUCAGAUUCGUCGUUGCAAAUAGAACUGGACCCAAUGGCACAGUUGUUGCACCCUGGGUCUUCCGUUCGUACGAAAUGAGACAUGAUGCAUCGAGAGCCAAUCGCGGCGGUAGGCCAGGAGACAUCUGCGUAUGGCAAGUUGCGCGAGCGACUACGGCGGCGCCUAUGUACUUUAAACCAUACGAACUCAAAACUCAUGGUAACUUGGAUGGGUUAAUGGGACGUCCGCCCUUCCACAGAGACACAACAAUGAAUAUCGAGGCUAGGUCAUUGCAAGGCAAUGUGAACUCGACCGGGCAUAAGGAAACAACAGGACCGCCUGUAGUGAGACUCGAGGACGGCGGCUUUGGGACCGCUAACAACCCUGCCAAGUAUAUGUUAGAUGAGCUCAAAGAACAAUUACCUGAAGGAGUAAGAGUAGGAACCUUCGUCAGUGUCGGAACAGCUCGACCGAGAGAAACGGCAAAAGGCCCACCAUUAUUGCGCUUGAUAAAAGGUGCUAUACACCGUCUUGGUGAUCCAGAAGGAACACACGAAUACAUGAUGAGACAAGCGACGGAUCCCAAUGCGCCAUUAUCAUAUUACCGAUUGAACUCGCCAGGGGAGCCAAGUGGUGUUGAGAUGGACGAUUGGAAGCCAAGGGCUACGGGUGAAGAUACAAUGGAGAGGAUGAAAAUUGCGUUUAAUCAUUAUUUCGUUCAGCCAGAGGUAUCUGACUUGUUCAGGACAUGCGCAGAGAAGCUCGUUGAAGCAAGACGGGCUCGAGUUCGAGCAAAUAGGCCUAAGUGGGAUCGAUUCGCCUUGGGUAGGCAUUUCUACUGUAAGAAGGAGUGGAACUGUCACGAUGAAGUCCAGCGUGAAAUCAACGAGGUCAGGUUCAGGGCUCACCUCAAAGAUGCACACGGAAUGCGCAAUGAAGACAUUGACGAUGCGGUAAAUGGCUGUAAACAUCAGUGGAACUAUCGGGGGUUAGCUGUGCCGAAAAAUGGCUUAUUGUAA
Molecule: messenger RNA, 1029 nt
Organism: Annulohypoxylon truncatum
Lineage: Eukaryota; Fungi; Ascomycota; Sordariomycetes; Xylariales; Hypoxylaceae
Exons: 2
Coding region: 1-1029 (342 amino acids)
Biological process (GO): arachidonate metabolic process
Cellular component (GO): membrane
Source: RefSeq, a predicted model, not a curated record